CCCCAUCAUCCCUGAUCCCAACUUAGAACAAUGUGUGAUCCUCGCUUUCGAGCUUCCCGACGUCCGUGGACACGCUGUCCUUAUAACUCCGUAGUCGGAGCAAUGCUGAAACAUCACGAUCAAAGGCCCUCUAAAGAAUACGGGCUGCGCUUUUGCACCUGUAACUUCACGUCCAGCCUUGCAUAAUGGCCUCUCUUCCUGGGUUUCCUAUACCUACUGGCGGCCCUUCGCCAGCCAGCGUGCUGGGCGGUUUCUCCAUGACACAAUGCCUCGCUGUAUUGUUAUAUGGCAUGAUGGUAGCGCAAGCCUAUGUCUACAUGCUGCAUUCCAAAAGCGAUCGAGCAGCACUCAAAGCUGUCGUCGUUGCUGUAUGCUUCCUUGAAACGCUACAUACUGCAUUUCUCUUGCAUCAGUUGUACUUCUAUACGGUCCUGAAUUUCUUGAACCUUGCCGAGGCAAGCAACAUUGUAUGGAGCACUGGGCCAAGCGUCCUGCUUGAGACCUUCAUUUGCGCCCUCGUUCAGGGAUUCUAUGUGUACCGUAUCUGGAUUCUCAGCGAUGGGUCCGUCAUCUCCACAAUUGCACCGGCAGUACUUCUGGUUGGACGAGUCGCAUUCGGUUUUGCUUCAAGUAUCAUCAUCAUGACAUCAACGACAUUUGCCGACAUUCGAGGACAUACAGGACCAAUGUUCGCAGUAACAUGUGGACUUGCGCUUUCGCUUGUGACCGACUUAGUCAUUGCUUUGCUCCUUAUCUUCUACUUGUUCCGUAGUGAAGCGGCAUGGAUCAGUGCAGAGAGCGUUGUCCGUGGUCUCAUCGCGUACACAGUCAACACAGGUGCACUCACGACGAUCGCAUCCCUGCUUGUUCUUGUCACGUUCUUGUCUUUAAAGCAAAGCCUCCUUUUCGGUGGGCUGCUAAUGCUUCGCAGCAAGCUGUAUUCCAUAUCUUUUUUGGGAACGUUGAACGCGAGACAUGGCGCUCAAACAGGUGCAUUCCCUACUACUGGGUACACAACCACUGGAUACACCAGCACGAACGAAUCAGAACUCACGACUUUCCGAGGAACGGACAUGGUUGAUCACAGUGGUUACAAAGUAGGCGGAAAGGCUACUACGGUUGAUGCUCAUGAGUCCAUUAUGAGCUCUCCAACUGUCGUGCAUGACUCGCCAACUCCGGGGAAGAGCUCUUUCAACUCCGCACGGGUUUAAUUCUGUCUUCCAAGAUAAUACAAUUGAUCUACUCCUCUCAAACGUACAGUUUGAGUUCAUCUGGUCUGCCCCCCAGUAUACAACUGUUAGUCGCCCCAGGACUGUGUAGGUUCCAUUCGCAACCCCUUCCAUUCGUUUGUACUGAAUACAUGUAUUGUUUCUUUUAACUUCUUCAUGAAGUCUGAGCCAUGCCUUUGAUCACUUUCAUAGUCGUAUAGGGACUAUUGUAGUUGUGGGAUCUGAGACUGCCACUGCAAUGUCGCCGCCGGUAGAAGCCUGUUUGAGUUGUUCGUUAGGCGAUCCCACCAGGGUCCUUGAUUCUUGAUGAUCGACAAUGCUUCCAAGCCGCAAUCUGCUCCAUCACUCGAUUGGCUGGCUUAUAACGUUCGAACAUGGCAU
Somion occarium is the source of this 1610-nucleotide messenger RNA. The record is from the annotation of a GenBank genome assembly. NCBI's taxonomy places the organism in Eukaryota, Fungi, Basidiomycota, Agaricomycetes, Polyporales, Cerrenaceae.